Messenger RNA from Papaver somniferum (opium poppy), 1942 nucleotides. RefSeq lists its product as uncharacterized. The transcript is spliced from 7 exons. NCBI's taxonomy places the organism in Eukaryota, Viridiplantae, Streptophyta, Magnoliopsida, Ranunculales, Papaveraceae. Bases 211 to 1719 code for a protein of 502 amino acids. The record is from RefSeq and is a predicted model, not a curated record. Gene Ontology annotation, molecular function: protein binding.
UCCCUACUCUACUGCUGAUUUAAGUACUACCUCUCUCUUUAAAAUCGUCGCAUCUUUUUUCACAUCCUUUGUCUUUUUCACAUCUCACUUUUUUAUUUCUGAAAAAGGGCACAGAGAAAGCAAAAAUGAGGUUUUUCUUUUCAUUCUCUCUCAGAGGAAUGUAGAGCUGGAUAGAUCUUCUUCUUUUCACAAAUUUGGUGAUUCUUGAUAAUGGGGAAGAAUGGGUUUGUGUUGUUUUUGAUUUUUGUGGUUUUAUUUUGUGGGUUUUCCAUUGCUUCAGCUUCUCCUCCUGUUAAGAUUGUUGGUGGGUUUGUAUCAAAUGCUCUCGCCCCUUUGUUGAAAUGGUUGUGGGGAUUGAAAGCUAGUACAAAAACAGCGAUUACUGGUAGGCCUAUGAUGAAGUUUGAGAACGGAUAUACAGUAGAGACAGUAUUUGAUGGGAGUAAACUUGGGAUUGAACCUUAUUCUGUGGAGGUAUUACCUAACGGAGAACUUCUGGUUUUGGAUUCUGCUAAUAGUAACAUCUAUAAGAUCUCUCAGCCCUUGUCUCGCUAUAGCAGACCGAAGUUGGUUGCUGGUUCAGCCGAUGGGUACACUGGGCAUGUUGAUGGGAAGGUGCGAGAAGCAAGAAUGAACCAUCCAAAGGGUCUUACUGUAGAUGAUAAGGGAAGUGUCUACGUUGCGGACACUGUGAACAUGGCGAUAAGGAAGAUCAGUGAUGCAGGAGUAACAACUAUUGCUGGAGGGAACUGGGGCCGUGGAGGUUCUCAUGUUGACGGGCCAAGCGAAGAUGCAAAGUUCUCAACAGAUUUUGACGUGGUUUAUAUUGGGGGCAGUUGUUCCCUUCUGGUCAUAGACAGAGGAAACAAGGCUAUCCGAGAGAUUCAGCUCCAGUAUGAUGAUUGCGCCAACCAAUAUGGAGCUGGUUUCCCUCUUGGGAUUGUGGUGCUUGUUGCAGCAGGCUUCUUUGGUUACAUGCUUGCAAUGCUUCAGCGAAGAGUGGGGACAAUGGUGUCUUCCCAAGACGAUCUAACUAUUAAGAAGCAGAGCAUCAAUUCAAGUCCAUAUCAGAAGCCUCCCAAAUUGUCAGUAAGGCCACCACUAAUCCCAACUGGUGACGAACAAGAGAGUCAAGAAGAAAGUAUGUUCGGUUCACUAGGGAAGCUGUUUGUCAAUGCCGGGGAAUCUGCAGCAGAAAUAGUUGGAGGAUUGUUCGGGUUUAAAAAGAAACCACAGAUCCAUCAACACCAGUAUCAGAAUCAGCAAAGGCGUGAAAAUUCGUGGCCCUUACAAGAAAGCUUUGUCAUACGCGAUGAAGAUGACCCGCCUUCAAUAGAAACAAGGACACCAACUCCGAAGAAAACUUACGCCUUUAUGGAAAAAGACCCAGAAAAAACACAUCAUGUAAGGCAGAGCCGAGCUCGUUAUAAUGGGUGGGAGGGUGAUGUGCAACAGCGAAAACAUCAACAACAGCAACAGCAGCAGCAACAGCAGCAACAACAGCAACAGCACUACCAAAGGCAUUAUUCGUCAGGCCCACAAACAUAUUAUGAGCAAAGCACUGAGUCGACUAAGGAGAUUGUGUUUGGGGCAGUUCAGGAGGAGGAUGGAACACGUAAUGAGGUGGUGAUGAAACCUGUGGACUAUGGAGCUCCUGUAUAUGAUUAUCAGAAUCUUCGCUCUCGUACCAGUUACAUGGGUUAUAGCCAGGGUUAUUAAGGAACAUAAAUUAUACUGUUAUUAAGAUAAGAGAAUUGGUUUGGGGUUUUUAAUUUUUGUUAAAAUUUAGGUUUAUCUUUUCAGGAUAAAUUAGUACAAUGUUGCCUUUGGUGACCCCCUACAAUGUUUCCUUCCAGUUUUGAUGUCAUUACCUUGUCCCGACAAAUCUUUCUUCAGUCUCACCGUGAAGUUGCAUGAAAUCUUAUAGCAAUAUAUCCUAUUA